Messenger RNA from Heterobasidion irregulare TC 32-1, 249 nucleotides. RefSeq lists its product as uncharacterized. The annotation marks the transcript as partial. Lineage: Eukaryota; Fungi; Basidiomycota; Agaricomycetes; Russulales; Bondarzewiaceae. The transcript has a single exon. The record is from RefSeq and is a predicted model, not a curated record.
AAAUUCUUGGCCCAAUAUGAUUUCAUCAUUGAAUAUGUGCCCAGCACUAACAAUAUGUUUACUAACAUGCUCUCUCAUCUACUAGCUGAUCCACUGUUUUCUGUUCCUACUGUUCCUAUACUAUCAGUACUAGAUUCCUUACCUACUAUGCUUGUUGCCCUCAUACUUGCCAUUUCUUUGAAUCCUACCUUUUUAUUGAACAUAUACAAUAUAUUAUCCAUAGCCUUAUUUAUAAUAAAAGCACUAUGA